Sipha flava (yellow sugarcane aphid) is the source of this 461-nucleotide messenger RNA. RefSeq lists its product as uncharacterized. The record is from RefSeq and is a predicted model, not a curated record. NCBI's taxonomy places the organism in Eukaryota, Metazoa, Arthropoda, Insecta, Hemiptera, Aphididae. The transcript is spliced from 5 exons. Bases 105 to 461 code for a protein of 118 amino acids.
UUUAUUGUUCAUAAGGUUUGCGUAAAAACAGUGAGUCAAGAUUUAUCCUUCAGUGUCAUGGCCUAUCUGUUAUAGUAUUAGCUACCUAGUAUUUUUGUUACAAGAUGGAAGACAAAACACUUUUAAACAAAGCUCGGGCCACUAACAAGAGAUUCCAUGAUUUUAAAAAAUAUAUGAUGGAUUUGACGCGGAUUUCUAAUGAUCUAAAUAAUGAAAUUAUAAUUGAUAAUGAAAAACUAAAAACAUUGUAUGCAGAAAUAAACAGUUUACAGAACAAAAUAACUGUACUCGACGAAAAAAAGUGUAAAUUAGAAACAGGGGUAGACGAAUUAACCAUAAAAAUGAAAAACUAUGAACUUUUAAAAAUUCAUCUAGCAGCUUUAAAUCAACGCAAGCAAAUAUUUGAGGAUCAUACGAUUGAAGAAGGAUUUAAAGAACAAGGUAAAAAUGUUAAAACUUAA